AUGGGGGGAGGGCCACACGACAUCACUGUAGAGUCGGUUGACGAUCGUGGGGUGGGGUUUCCCCCCACUUGCAGUUGUGCGCUGCCGCCAGGUGGGGACACGAACGAGAGUAGCAAAAAUGCUAGUGAUGAUGGAAGCAGUAAUGGGAGCAUGGCGGGGAGCAGCUUCUCCAGCGAACAAAUGAAUGAGGCUUCUACGUGGGAGGAGGACAGCACAACAAACUCAGAUAGGGAAAGCAAAUGGAGUGGCAAAGGUCCGGAAUAUCAUCGUCCUCCCAUUUGCUCGCGAGAUAACUCCAUUGCUGCUUUAAAAAGGUUAAUAAAUAAUUCUUUACAAAAGUUGACGCGCAUGAAUGGCCCGGGCUGGCACCAUGGACUCCAUGCGAACGGUGUUACUAUGCAAGGGAAGCAACCAAAGGGGGUCCUUCCAAUGGCACACACAAAUAUAAAUGGGGAGAGAAAAAAAGGCAUCAACGAGAAGAAAAACACGCAGAAGAAAUACUAUACGCAAAAAAAAACAAACAGAGGGAAAAAUAAAAAAGAAGCUAAUUAUCCAGCAUUGGAUGUACAGUCAAUUAUUCGAAAUAUGGAAAAGGCAAUAAAAAACGGAGAAUUGAUACAAAGCAUCAACAGGUCCCUUUUUCGACAGAGCAGUGAGGAACGGAUGGCACACAACAGGCAUACACAGGUGCACACGCCGACGCGGCGAUACCAAGCGGUUAACAAACUGAAGGAGCGUCCCAACCGCAACGGAGUCAACUCGACGGGAGGAAAAGCGGAAUGCCGUCCGAGAGCACAACAGAAUCGUCAAAGCAGCCAUCCCACUAAUUACAAGAGGCACCUCGUGACGGAGGGAAAAAGCUGUCCAUUGGGGGAGGUACAAUGUGGGGAGCCACCAAUGCAAAAUAAUUUUCCGCACACACGUGGACAGUUAAGCAAGAUGAAUUGGACACCUGGACACAACCGCGUGCAACGGUGUGGUGAACGAGGUGAACUUUUUGAACCCUCCAUGACGGCACCCCGGCACCUACUCCUCAUCAGUGCAGAAGCGGCACACGAAUGGGACGACUACCACCGCGUGGUAAGUUACGCCACUCCUCCGUUGCAUCCUCCGCACGAUGGUUGUACCGUGUCGCGAAGAAGGGAAGAGGUGUAUACAAAGGGGUUCCCAUGGUGUGGCGGGAGAAACUACAAUCACAUGGCACAAAAGGGGGUGGACGAAACGGACAAAAUAAGCACACACUUGGAAGGUAUGGAAUUUCGCAUCAGAGCUCCCAUCAACAUCGCAUGCCCCCACUCGUACGUCAUGCGAGAAGAAGAAAAAUUUCUGUUUCGAUCAGUAGAUCGGGGCUUCUCUCAAGUGUCAGAUCACAACUGGAGAGGAGUCACAAGAAAAGGCAUACACACAUGGGGAACAAAUUUUGGCAAAAAUUUUGCACCGAAUGGACUACCCAAUGGAUUACACCAAGCACAAUUCUCAUCACAACAUGGGUGCCUUUUAAAAAAAUGUUUAAGUGGAGAAGGGACAGCAGCAGCAGCAGCACCACCACCACCACAUGAUGCCCACACAGAUGUGCAGAGUAAAGAAAGGACAAGUAUUCAUUCGAAAAUGAAAAGAAAUUCAAAUGAGGAAAAUAAAACCAUGAAUGAGUUAAUUACGAUUCAUAAGUUGGUGAAGGAUAUGCAAAACGUGCAACUCGUUAUUAAAGAAUUAACAGAUACUACAUUGCUCAGUAGUGGUCACACAGGGGUGAGCAACCACAGGGAUCCAAACACAACUGAACAUGAACAGGCGCACUCCGACGGGGGAAAUAUCAUUUCACUUUUUUCUCCACCUGCCCAUGGGGGGCCAAGCAAAAAGAGCUCAACGUAUGAUGGGAAUGACUCAAACAACCAUUUGUCCUCUGGCGACGUGCAGAAGUACGAAGAAAAAAUUGCAAACCUUGUGCAGGAACUGAUGAACACUAAACUCCUCUUAGCACAGAGUGAAACAAAAAGGGAGGAGGAUAUUAAUGAGAUGAAUCGGAGGUGCGGAAGUUAA
Messenger RNA from Plasmodium fragile, 2040 nucleotides. RefSeq lists its product as uncharacterized. The coding region runs from base 1 to 2040 and encodes 679 amino acids. The transcript has a single exon. The record is from RefSeq and is a predicted model, not a curated record. NCBI's taxonomy places the organism in Eukaryota, Apicomplexa, Aconoidasida, Haemosporida, Plasmodiidae.